AUGACCCUCUUAAAUCUCACCCCUCUCCUACUAUACCCUCUUACAUCUCACUGCCUCUCCUACUUACUCUCUUACAUCUCACUCCCUCUCCUACUAUACCCUCUGACAUCUCACUCCCUCUCCUACUAUACCCUCUUACAUCUCACUGCCUCUCCUACUUACUCUCUUACAUCUCACUCCCUCUCCUACAAUACCCUCUUACAUCUCACUGUCUCUCCUACUAUACCCUCUUACAUCUCACUCCCUCUCCUACUAUACCCUCUUACAUCUCACUCCCUCUCCUACUAUACCCUCUUACAUCUCACUCCCUCUCCUACUAUACCCUCUUACAUCUCACUCCCUCUCCUACUAUACCCUCUUACAUCUCACUGCCUCUCCUACUUACUCUCUUACAUCUCACUCCCUCUCCUACAAUACCCUCUUACAUCUCACUCCCUCUCCUACAAUACCCUCUUACAUCUCACUCCCUCUCCUACUAUACCCUCUGACAUCUCACUCCCUUUCCUACUAAACCCUCUUACAUCUCACUGCCUCUCCUACAAUACCCUCUUACAUCUCACUGCCUCUCCUACAAUACCCUCUUACAUCUCACUGCCUCUCCUACAAUACCCUCUUACAUCUCACUGCCUCUCCUACUAUACCCUCUUACAUCUCACUGCCUCUCCUACAAUACCCUCUUACAUCUCACUGCCUCUCCUACAAUACCCUCUUACAUCUCACUGCCUCUCCUACAAUACCCUCUUACAUCUCACUGCCUCUCCUACAAUACCCUCUUACAUCUCACUGUCUCUCCUACUAUACCCUCUUACAUCUCACUCCCUCUCCUACUAUACCCUCUUACAUCUCACUCCCUUUCCUACUACACCCUCUUACAUCUCACUCCCUUUCCUACUAAACCCUCUUAAAUCUCACUCCCUCUCCUACUACACCCUCUUACAUCUAACUCCCUCUCCUACUAUACCCUCUUAUAUCACAUUCCCUCUCCUACUUACUCUCUCACAUCACACUCCCUCUCCUAUUAUACCCUCUUACAUCUCACUCCCUCUCCUACUAUACCCUCUUACAUCUCCACUCGCUCUCCUACUAUAUCCUCUACUCUGA
This is a messenger RNA of Macrosteles quadrilineatus (aster leafhopper), 1101 nucleotides long. Its product is annotated as mucin-4-like. The transcript has a single exon. Bases 1 to 1101 code for a protein of 366 amino acids. NCBI's taxonomy places the organism in Eukaryota, Metazoa, Arthropoda, Insecta, Hemiptera, Cicadellidae. The record is from RefSeq and is a predicted model, not a curated record.